This is a messenger RNA of Arachis ipaensis, 1461 nucleotides long. Lineage: Eukaryota; Viridiplantae; Streptophyta; Magnoliopsida; Fabales; Fabaceae. The record is from RefSeq and is a predicted model, not a curated record.
AAAAGUUUCUUAGGCAAGGAUGAUUAAUGAGCAUUAAUUCCGAUGUGAUUUGAGGCCAUAAUAUAAGGAUAGAGAAAGCCAAUGAAAAGGUCAAACUCAAAGCAAUAAUUGCGCAUCCAACUAUUAGCCAACCAUUCCCCAAUCCUCACUCCACAUACUACAUUAACAUUACAAAUCAAAGAAAGGAAAACAAUGAUGCUUUCAAGGGAUAGAGAAUAGAGACCAGAAAAAAAAAAGCUAUAUCAUAUCUUUUCUUUCUUAGAAAGAAUUUCACUAACACUUAUCCCUUUUGUUCUACUCAUCAUUACAUAUCUUUGAACACAUUUGUUAAAAUUUGUCGGACAUUGUGGUUUCUAGCAUGGAUCGCCCUCGAGCACAUUCAUCUCCGCAUUUAGUUUCUUCACCAUCAUCAAAUAACGCUGAAAGGCCACAACCACAAGAAGAUUGCAAUUUAGAAGGCAUUACCACAAAUGUUAGAUUGCUGCUGAAAUUAAUUCAAGAUCAUAAUGGAGCAAGCAUGAAAGAGAACGAAGAGAGAAAGGUCCACAGGGUGAAUGGGAUCAUGUCCAUUUUAGAUGAAGUUAGGUCCAGAAUUCAAAGAAUCCAAACAUCUACAAAGAAAAAAGCGGAACUUAGAAGGUGUAACACAGAUCUUAGGCCUACAAUUCCAACUUCCAAUGAUAAAAGGCAGCCUGAUUUGCCAAUAGAUGAGAAGGAGAGGCUAAGGAGGGAGCUUAAUGCGAGCUUCAUGGCGCGACAGAGCCUUCAAGCCAUGUGUGCGAGUUUGGGGAAAGAAAAGCAGAUUAUGGCUUCAGAGCUUGCAAGAAAGGCUCAAGAGUUGGCAGAAAUGGAAGAGCUCUUGGUUGAUCUCAAGACACAAAAUAACAUGUUGGCAGAGAAGCUGUAUGCUUGCAGCUCAGAAAAGAAGAGCAACGAUGCGGAAAUUGAAGGCAACAUAGCCUUGCAGGAGCGAAACAGGGCACUUACAGAACAACUCCACAAGUCCCUCGAUGCAUAUCGAUCUUUGAAGCACAAGUACAAAGAUGCACGAGAGGAAAACCAAGAAAUCCAUGCCACAUUGGAACAAUUGAAGGAGGAAGUUGAAGCAGGCACUCAAAGGAUACAUGGCUUCAAAGAACAAGUCAUAAAGAGUCAUGAAAACAUAUUUGCAGAGGAGAUUUCCGCUAUAGAGAACAUGCUUGAAUCUCUUAGCCUCAAAAUCUCAAAACAUGAUCAGGAGAAAACUUAAUGUGUCUAAUAAUAUGAGAUUGCUCAUUAUAAACAUAGAUGAUUAACUGUAAAAUUUGUAAUGAGGAGGACAAGAGUCAGAGUAGAAAAAGUUGAUAUUGCACAUAUUUUUUAACUUUAAAUAUUAUCUAUUGAGGCCCAACAAAAAAGGAGGUAUAUUCUAUCUUGUGUAAAAUCAGAAAAUCAGGAGUUAUGCUCUUUCUUCUUCUUCUU